AGUGCAAUUAGAGAGGCUGCGGAGAGAGCAGGGAGUGCGAGUGUCUUGCAGGGGGGCUUCUCUUGUCCGCUGAGGCAGCACCGCGUUCCGGGUGUCGGGUGUCGCGGCAGGUGGUUCCAGUGGAGCAAGGGGAAGGGGGGGGGGUCCCAGCUGCCUUGGCACCCGGAUUGAGGGAGGGGCGGUGGGGCUGGCCCCCCGGCAAGGGGCACGCACAGCCCUCGGCCCAGCCCUCGCCGGUGCCUGCGCUCGGGUCCCCCGCCAUCGCCCUCUCCAUCGCCUUCGCCAGCCUCACCUGGGCAGCCAGGAAGGGAGGAGAAGAAAUCUUCACCGAGCAGCCGUCGGGGGCUGCUGCGCCGUCCAUUUCCGAUUUGGGUUUGCAACUGCAGGACCUUCAAAGAUGACACUCCUGGCUUCUGAACGCUCGAUGCUGAUCCGAAGCAAGUUCCGCUCCGUACUCCAAUUGCGAAUGCAACACCGACGGUCCCAGGAGCAGCUCUCCGAACGCCACUUAAUUCCAGCUCUCAACAAACCCCUUGCGACUUUUCCGCAGCCCAGUGGGACACAGAACAAAGCCAAUGAGAUUGCAAAGCUGAAAGCUGAUUGCAAAGCCUCACCUCGGCCCCACAAGACAAGCACAACCAAGGCCCAGCCUGUAGAAGUGCCUCCAGGGGACCCUUCCGAGCUGCAGGACAAAAAGGCUCGCCUGGCCGAAGACCUGAGCGAGAAGAUCCUACACCGCCCUGGACCACUUGAGCUGGUGAAGAAGAACAUUCUCCCUUUGGAUCCAGGCAUUAAGGAUGCUGUGACAGAUGCAACUCCAACUGCUCCCAGUUCCUUCAACUUUGAGGAAGACCUUAGUAGCUCAUCUUCAUCCUCAUCCCCCUGCUUUGCUCUGUCUCCGGGAAGCACUCAUCCUACCUCAGGGACUGUUUUUCCGCUAGAUAUUCCCCCAAUGCUAGCAGAUCAACAGCCCCCUGGAUCAUCAUCCACCUCUGAGGCCGAGUUCCCUCUCCAAGGAGGGAGCCCUCUUACCAAGCCUUCUGUUUCACUCCUUAAGCCUCCUCCCAAGGUUCCUGAGGCCAGGAAACCUCCGCGCCCUAAGAAAGUGAAGGAAGCUCGGCCCAAAGUGAAGAAGCUGAAGUACCACCAGUACAUGCCUCCUGACCAGAAGGGAGAGCAGGCACCGGUGCCCAUGGACGCAGCCUAUGCCCGCCUCCUGCAACAGCAGCAGGUCUUCUUGCAGCUCCAGAUCUUGAACCAGCAGCAGCAGCCCACACCAACCUCACCAGCCACUUUCUGUGUCCAAGCCCUGCACACUGUCCCAGCCAGUAGUGCUCCAGAGCAGGUCCUGAGCUUUCCUGGGACACCUACCCCACCAAGUGGGCCUCCUCCACUCUCGCUUCCCUCUCCAGCUACACCAACCUCUCCUUCACCUCCCAAACCAGAACUGCUGCCUGCCAACUUGGAAGAGCUAACAGUGUCCGAACUCCGUCAGCAGCUUCGUAAGAGGGGCCUCCCUGUUUCUGGCACCAAGCCAGCCCUGCUUGAACGCCUCAAGCCUUACCAGAUGGUCCGGUCCAAGCCUCCACCCGUCCCACUCUCUACUAGCACCCGCUUGGCUCCCUCUGACCUAGAAGAGGAGGCCCAGGCCCUUCGGGAGAAGCAGCGGGUGGCCCAGAACCUGGCACUGAAGCUCCACAGGGAGCAGAAACACCAGGAUGAUGACCUCCGAGUGGAGCUUGAGAUGCACAAGCGGAUCAAGAACCGCCGCAAAAGCGUGCUGCCGUCUACCAGCCAACAUGGGGCACCCCCACCGUACAUCCCACAGCGGGAAUGUGCCAAGGAGGGGAGAGGCAGGGAUGAUGGCUUCAUGGUUUUGUGCCCUCCAUCCUGUGAGCCCAUUCAUUCUGAUAUGGAGCUGCCCCUUGAAAUCACAGCCAGCCCUGCUGACCCCACCCCAACAGGAACUCGUUCCCUGGAGGAGGAGCUCCAAGAGGCCAUCCAGAAAGCCCAGCUGGUGCCAAGUCAGUCAAUUGAAGACAUCUUGGAGGAACCACUGAUGUGUACAGACAACCUUCUUCAGACACAUGCCUUGACCCAGGAAGUCCCUGAUGAUCGAGUUGCCCUAUCUCCACUUGCCCACCAAGAAGCAUCACCACCAAAGAAAGCCCGGCCCAGUAGUGACCUUCCUUUGGUGACCUCUGCCAUCUUUGAUUUCCCUGGAUCCUAUGACUUCCUGUCAACAGCCUCCUCCUCAUCUGCAUCACUGGACUCCCUGUCCUCUGUUUUCUCCCCUGACUCUCUGGAGAUGCCUCCAUCUCCACCAGACACUUGGCAAGGGAAUGGGACCCGUGCUGGAUUUGACCCUGUCGACUGGCUAGAGGCCUUGACCUCAGGCUCUGCAUCAGGUUUGGGAUCUACCAGCCCUGUCGGCGGCAGCAUUUUCUGUACAGACUUUUUUGAUUCAUCUGACCUCGGUGUCAACCACAUGAUAGAUCUAAUGGUGGAGCAGUGGUAAAAGGAGUGGUCCAUCUGGUUCCCAAGGCCUGAAGGAAAAGGGAGAGAAUCCUUCUUAUAACCUGUAAAGUCACAGUAGCACUGAAUUCCUCCUUGAAUGGGCAACAGCAACAGUGUUGAAGUGGUCAACACCAAGUUUCACCAUAGAUGGUCUUGUUUCUACAUCCAGUUGCUCCCUUGAAAAAAGUAAAAUCACAGAUGUUUGGUUGUGUCAGUGCUAUGCCUCUUCAUGAAGGCCAGGCAAUCCCAGAAAGAAGUCUUACUUCCAUCCAUCUGGAGAUAAAAGAUGCCAGGAAGACUGGAAAUCAGUGAGACAGUUCAAGAGCGAUAAAUCCUGGUUUGGAAUUUAUCCAGACAUGUUUUUUCUGUGUCAUGAAUUUCUGAUUCAUCAUAGAACAAGUAAUUUGGAAUAGCAUCAGUUUUGGAUGCUAUCUUGCCUGGAACAAAACUACUAAUGUUUGUGUUCUUGACAACUUUGAAUGCCACCUUGGCAGGAACCAAAUUGCUGACAUCUGGGUUCUUAAUGAUGCUGAUGAUCGUCUUGCAUUAACAUUUGACAUAUGGAUUUUGUCACUUCUGCUUGUCAUCUUGGUAUUUCAAUAUCUGCCUCACAUCAACUCUAGAAGUCAUUAACCGAAUGGGAAAUGCUGUGGUCCAAGAUAAUAGGAUCUUUAAGACACCAUGCUGGUUUCAUAGAAGCAUGAGGACAAUAGCUCUGUAUACAUCUAGACUGUCCCACUGAUUUAUAUGCACUAUGAUUGAGAAUGAGAAGAACAUAUUCUACCUUGUUUGCGAUAUCCCAUCUUGUUUCAUUUGGAAGUACAGUGCCAAUUUUUCAAAUAAUUUGGAUUCUGAAGUCUCAGUCCUCUGUGGUGAGGCAGAAGCUAUAAUUUCCAAUGCCCAGCCAGAAUGGAGUGAACCAGCAGUAGAAACCUCAUGUCUUUAUGAAAAUGAAGAUAAAGAUGACCUUUUAUGUUGGGGACUGAACAAUAUUUUAAUAGCUGGAAGAAGAGGCGCCAUCUUCAUCAGGUCAUGCCAUUCUCUUAGCUUUUUCAUUUUUACUUGAUAUUAAAAUGUUGAGGGAACGUAAACAUACUGAGAGCUUUAAAAGCAUUCUUUGGGCUUGGGGUAGAGUGGCAGGCCAGCUCCCUAAGGUGGCUGGAAAGAGAGAGGGGCACAUUUGCAGAGAGAUGCUGGUGGUGUGCCAUGUUCCAGUAACCAAAGGCUGCUGGGAAAUCUCAAACACUUGGUUAAGGAAAGAUCAGGGCACAGAUGUGGUCACUGUUCAUGUUAUGUAGAUAUUUAAGAGCCUAACUAACCAAAGACUUAAUCUGGUUUAAUGAUAGUCAUUCCAUUAUCACUAGAAUUCCUGGGAAUUGUAGUUCUGUCAGAGUUUGGGAUGAGGGGUGGGGAAUAUAUGGCACUCCACAUGCAUGCAACACUAGCAAAGUAAGGAGCCAUGGGGUUGAGAUUAAACAUCUAUAGAUCAGAUUGGCUGGCAUCCUUGUUAAGAACAUACAUGCAGGUAAAAGAAAUGUAUGCUUGUGUAAGUCCUUUUUGUGGGGACUUUUGGAGUUGUAUUCCUUUCCAAAGCACCUUUUCAAACUUACAUUACAGUCUCUGAAACCCCCUGGGUGGCUAUUUGCUGAUUCUUGGGGAGCAGGCAGAAUUGCAGAAGCAUCUGGCUGAGUUCCUUUAGCCAGAUGCAAAACGAAGAUACCAGCAUUUGGAUCCGCUGAGUCCUCUCAGUGCAAUUGUAAUCAUUGCUCAUCUAGCUACAGCAAUGGUUCUCAACCUGUGGGUCCCAGAUGUUUAGGCCAUCAACUCCCAGAAAUCCUAACAGCUGGUAAACUGAUUGGGAUUUCUGGGAGUUGUAGGCCAAAACACCUGGGGACUCACAGGUUGAGAACCACUGGGCUACAGGAUUAUAGGCAGAUGCUUCUACAAUCCUGCCUUUUCCUCACAAAGCAGAGAACGGAUGUCAAGAGGCUGUUGAGGAGAUGGUGGCGUAUGGCUCAACAUAGCAUAACAGGUCUGCAUGCACAUAUUAGUGCAUGCACAACUUUGCUUCCAGUGUUGCCAGAAGAAUAUAUGUUUGAUUAUGGCAAAUAAUUAGCCUAACAUGCACAUAUCACUAUCAUGAUGCCAGCUAUUGUCUAUUGGGCAUACUAAUAGAGAAAUAUUAUCAAACUACAUUUUCCAGAAUUGUUUGCCUGGCAAUACUUGCAGUUGGUAGGAGGAAAGGUGGCAGUUAAAGUGUCAUAAGGCAACUAAAAUUUGAAACAUACAUAUGCUCUUAAGGUACACUUAUGCCUAUGCUUUGGGGGAAAAAAAGUGAAAAAUAAGAGAAGCCUGUCUAUUGCAGAGAGCAUACCCUUUUUUACCUUGUUGUCUUGUACAUAAGAUCUUGAGGGCCAAGCUAAAGAAAUAACACAUUUUAAAAGCAGGAGGGGGCCUGUGUUGUUUCCAAUCAAAAGGAUGCCUGUGACUUAACCAUCUCUCCCUUACAACCACAGAGCAGUUUCUCAACUUUAGCACAACUAAAUGUUUCUUUUAAAUGGCUAAAUAUAUUAGCCAGAUGCCAUAUCGUUGUUAAAGGCCUCUUUUGUAUAAUUUAUACAUGUAAGCAAGCAGAAAAACCAUGGCUCACCAGAAACAGAGGGGAGGGUCCAAACUGGGAAUGAUUUUUUUAUUCCCAUGAUAGCAGUAAGCCUUUGAAUUUAAGAACAAAAGAUAGAUGGAAGUAAAGUUGACCUCAUAUGGGUAAAAGAGUAUACUGCUCCUGUUUUUAUGUACUAUCUGCAAUUACCUUCAAAGUAACUGACUUCAGUAGCUGCUUCAGGUGUAAAGUACAUUGGCUAUGUUAUAUUUUGUCUUACAUGUUGUCACCCUAUGAAGAUGGACAGUACAAGAACAAGUAACUGCUGUAGUUUGAGGGUAAUUGCAUCCCUUCACUGUGCCCGACUCUUGUAGCCUAAGUGUCAGCAGACCACAUGAAAGACCAUAUUGCAGCAGCAAUAUAAAAAUAACAUCAUCAGUUAAAAUACCAGAAUAAAAGGGACCUAGUAAAAUUCAAGAUAGAGUUAUAAUGCCAACUGAGGCUGGUAAUCCAGUGACUGUCUCACCAAAGGCCAACCUAAACAUACAGGUCUUCAGUUGUUUCUUGAAGGAGGAUAGAGAGGGAGCCAACCUAUGGACAUGAGGUCCUUAUUUGUGACUUUUUUCUUUGGACUCCCCAAUUUUGAUGAACUGGGCAAAGGAAAUGGUAGCAUUUAACACAUACGUUGUUUCAACUUUGUUUUGCACAAACAAGGGCCUGCCAUAGGAAAAGCCCACAAAAUAGACCUCACAGGAAAAACAACAAUGUACCUUGUACUACAGUUUGGAAAAGUUAGAUAAUGCCUUUCAUAAUCCUCCUACCAACCUAGACAAUGGCCAUUGCUAGCUACGGCUGAGGUGUCAAACCUGUGGCCCUCCAGAUGUUUCAGACUCCAGCUUCCAGAAGCCACAGCCAACUGGUCCAAUGGCCAGGAAUUCUGGGAGCCAAAGUCCAAAAAACCUGAAGGGCCACAAGUUUGACACCACUGGGCUAGGGGAUUCUGGGACUUGUAGUACUUCUAAGUUCUGCCAUGCUUUAAACACCCACACAUUUAGAGUGGUAUAUGCCAUACUUUUCAAUCUCUGCUGCUCACUUUCAAAAUAAACAUCAUUUUUCACUGCC
Molecule: messenger RNA, 6238 nt
Organism: Anolis carolinensis (green anole)
Lineage: Eukaryota; Metazoa; Chordata; Lepidosauria; Squamata; Anolidae
Gene: mamstr
Product: MEF2 activating motif and SAP domain containing transcriptional regulator
Exons: 14
Coding region: 398-2518 (706 amino acids)
Biological process (GO): positive regulation of transcription by RNA polymerase II; smooth muscle cell differentiation
Cellular component (GO): nucleus
Molecular function (GO): transcription coactivator activity
Source: RefSeq, a predicted model, not a curated record